Messenger RNA from Thrips palmi, 2947 nucleotides. Its product is annotated as probable E3 ubiquitin-protein ligase makorin-1. The coding region runs from base 486 to 2042 and encodes 518 amino acids. Gene Ontology annotation, biological process: protein polyubiquitination. NCBI's taxonomy places the organism in Eukaryota, Metazoa, Arthropoda, Insecta, Thysanoptera, Thripidae. The transcript is spliced from 8 exons. Gene Ontology annotation, molecular function: ubiquitin protein ligase activity; metal ion binding. The record is from RefSeq and is a predicted model, not a curated record.
AAGAACUAAUAAACCUCUCGAAUGAAUCAAAAGUCCGUUUCUCUUGUUUAAAACUGGUCAAGGAGCGCGCGAUUUAUCAUACGUCCUUUCAACGUCAGCAGACGUGCAGAAAACAAACCACUGAAUAGCUACUUGUCCUGUGCGGCACUGGAAUUCAAAAAUCCGCUGCCGUCGUAUUGAAGCUCGAUUUGGAAUUCCCUGAGCCUCCAAGUGGGUGUGUCCGUGUCCUCCGAGGGAGCUCCAACCUGCUGCAAAGUAUUGCAUUGAUUGCAUUGCGAGUAGGGAGUGCACAGCGCUGGCUAGCCUACGGGGCCUACGGCUCUUUUAACUGCGUAGCCCCCAGCCCUUCCCUUGGGGGUUGAGACCGCGUUCGGGAUCAGACGCCCUCGGAUGCUUUGGGCCGAGUGUUGUCAUGGAUUAACCCUUCACCCUUCGCAAGUUGCGUACCCCGACGACAUUGACACGUCUGAGUUCUAGCAGAAGAGAUGGCCGAGAAUCCAGUUCUGGAGGCGUGGAAGACCACGGUCCCAUGUCGGUACUUCGCAAGUGGAUCGUGCAGGGAAGGAGAUAAUUGUAAAUACUUGCACGACGAAGCAUUGUUACAAAUAUUAUCAGAAGGAGAUGGGUUGAAUACAACUGCUAAGCGGAAAGAUAAUGUCGCUAGGAGCUCUGUAGAUGACCAUAACAAAUGCACUGGCAGCAGUUCCGGCAACAACGCUGACAACCAGGAUAAUAGUGAGACCAGAGCAUGUACUAGUACGUCUCAACGAGAUAAAGGCCAACUUGAUACCGGUACUUCAAGCAAUAGCGACUCAACUGAAAGUCAAAAUAACACAGAACCUAUUAUAUGUCAAUACUUCCAACAAGGCUGUUGCAUGUUUGGCUCUAAUUGCUAUAAUAAACAUGACCCUACUGAAAUUAACAUUAGUGCCUCCAGCCAGAGUUGUUCAGAAGACCCUCCUGAAAAUAAUUCAAGCAGCACCUCUGUCACAGUACCUUUAGCUUCAGAUGCCUUAUCAUCAGAUUCCUCAAUGAGUCCCUUAGCACCAAACGGUGAAAGUUUGGAAGAUCAGAGAUCUCCUGCUCGACCUGAAUCUGAAUCCAUUGAGACAAAAACAACAUUGAGAGUUAACGCUCCUGAGUUUAUUCCAUCUGGAUUUGUGCGUUCUAUACCUUCUGAGGCUUCAGUUGUGGUUGAUGAAGUUAAUGAUACCAAAGAAGCUUCUUCAGGAAAAACAUGGGCGCAAGUAGUGAAUGCCACUGCAGGUAAUGGGGUUCCAUCUCCUUACACAAGCUUGUGUCCUUAUGCGGAAGCUGGGGAAUGUCCCUACGCUGAGAAUUGCACCUACUUGCAUGGUGAAACUUGCGAGUUUUGUGGUAAUAACUGUUUGCACCCAACCAACGAAGAUCAACGCAAAACUCAUACAGAUGAAUGUAUAAAGCAGCAUGAACGAGAAAUGGAACUAGCAUUUGCAGUUGCUCGAUCAAAAGACAAGCAAUGCGGUGUAUGUUUUGAAGUAGUGGUGGACAAAAAUCCAGCAAGUGAACAGCGGUUUGGUAUUCUGCCUAAUUGCAAUCAUUGUUUUUGCCUUGCCUGUAUUCGUAAAUGGCGCCAAGCAAAACAAUUUGAAAAUAAGAUUAUAAGGGCAUGUCCUGAGUGUCGAGUAACAUCCGACUUUGUGUGCCCAAGCAUGUACUGGGUCGAUACCAAAGAAGAGAAAGAUAAGCUUAUAAACGCUUACAAGAGUGCCCUGAGCAAUAAACAGUGCAAGUAUUUCAAACAAGGCCGCGGUAAGUGUCCAUUUGGAAACAAGUGCUUCUACCUUCAUGCUUACCCAGAUGGGACAAAAGUGGAUACCGGGCCACCGAUCCGGCGCCAGCGUCAGAAUGCAGAUGGAGAAACAGAUGUUUUACAGCUGUUUUUAUGGGAUUUCCUUGAUGAGAGGGACAACCGGUGGCUUUACAGCUUGGAAGAUAUAGAUCUUAUGGCGUAUUUCUCAGGCUCUGAUGACUCAGAUGCUUCAGACAUAGAAAUGUAUUGAUUUAUGCUAUCCUAUGUAAUAAUAUCACAAAAUUUUCAAAUCUGGUCAAUUUUUAUUUCACAUAAGCUUCUGAAUGGUGUUUCCUUCCCAUUGUUUUGCCAUUUUCAGAUGUCUAUUAUUUUUUCUCAUAGUUUAUGUUAAAUUAGCUUAAAGUGCCUUGUGCAAGUUUUUACGUAUAUUUAUUCACUCCCGUGGUUUCACUGACAAGCACAGAGUUUCCUAGCGUGGGUCUCGCUUGCCAGUGCUGUUGAAGCCAAGAUCUGGUUUCAAGGCAGGGGAGAUGACUGUUAAUGUUUUGACUUCCUUCAAGAUUUGUUAUAUUCUAGUUAAACUGCACUAAAUUGUUCUGCAGUUAUAUAUGACCAUGAUGAUCUAAUAGAUGGCUUCUUAGGAUGGGAGGGUUUAACCGUUGAUAACUCAGAGGCUACUAUCCUGCUGAGUCUGGCUUACUGGAUGUAAUGCCAUGUAAUUGAGCUUCUUCAUAGCUUGUUGAUUACUGUGAUGUGGUCCAUAGUUAGAGCAAUAACAUUGUUUUGCCUAUGGGAAUCUGUGAUAGUCAAAUUGGUUCUCAUCCGCUCAUGAGCUGUAAGUAUUCAACAAUGAUUUUAGUUAUUUAUUGUUACUUUUUGUAAAACACUUAAGAGAAUUGUGGAGGGGAUGGGGCAUAUGAGACACCAUUUCAUAUUUUUUUAGCUGUAAUAUUCGCUUUUGCUCGUGAAGUGUUGAAGUGCUUUUUGAGGAUAUUUAUGAAAAAAAUACUGCCGAGGAACCAGUUAAUUCGUGACCAGAAUAAGUAAAGGAGUGACUUGGUUUAUGAUUAUCACAAUAAUAGAUAUAACAAGUGAUUUCUAAGUUCAUAUUGAUUAUGAUUACCUUUUCCUUACAAUAAAGAGAAUAAUUUUAAA